AUGGGAGAUGCAGAUACACUCGAAUUAAAUGUAUAUCCGUCUCCAGCUGACGAAAACAGGUCUGAAGGUCUAUGUGGUACGGUUGGAAUUGGGGCAUUAAGAACGCCAGCCAAGGAGAAAUCAGCUGUAUCUAUAGACACAUUUACAUCCUCUUGGUUAGUUCCUGACGAGGACAACAUGCUCAAAAUGGAUAUUAAACAGUUGCAAUCCUUUCCAAGGACAAAGAAUUCUAGAGAUCUUUGUAUUUGUAAGCCAACAAAAAAAAGCGUCAAAGGUGAUAUUAUUGAUACCCUUACGUGCACAAAUGAAGACAAAGAAUUAAUAACAUGUGAGAAGGACAAUCGAAAACCAGUACAAAAGGAUAUUUGUUAUGAAAGACACAGCAGAAGGAAACGGUCUAUAGAUCGCUUAUUUACGUAUAUACCAAACAAUUAUGUUCACCCCAAAAGGAAACGAACAAAGAGAGCAGUUACUGUUGCAAUGACUGAACCUGAAGCAAGGUUAUGGUGCGAGAAUUACUUGAAUAAUUCCCCUGGAUUUGUAGCAUGCAAAAGUGUACCUAACAUGAACACUAAACAAUCAGUGGAAAUUUGUGUUUUGGAUAUUCUGGCUACGAAUUCAACAUUAUUUGCUAGCGCACCACGAGAAAGUCUGAAGACAUCUUGUUUAAAGGAACUCGAUCAAAAUGAAACUCUUAGAAACACUUCUGAAAAUGGAGAAAAUCUCGCAGAAAAGAUUUUCUCCUUAGCGUGUCCAAAUGAUUGCAGCGACAAUGGUAUUUGUAGAAAUGGUACCUGUAAUUGCAGUGAAGGAUUUGGAGCCGGAGAUUGUUCCAUCAAUCUUAAUGAUCCACCGGUGGUGUUUGCCGUCAACUACGAAACCGGAGGACUAUGUGAUAAGUUAUUUUGCAAAGUUGCUGUAGUUGAGGGAGAUCAGUUUUUAAAUAGACCGGAACUGACAUGCAAAAUGAAACGUUUUGAGAUGAAUAUGAAUGGCACAGCCUGGGAGUUAGAAACAACAUUAAUUCCUGGAGAUCACAACACAAUCGGUGAUAUUCGAUGUAAAUUUCCUCACUCUAUUUCCAAAAGAUCGGUUUCAAAGACAGCUUUCGUCACUGGAUACCACGUGUCUGUCAGUAACAACAAAAGAAAUUUCAGCGAUGUCCACCCAAUAUAUAUCUUGGAUUCCACUUGUCAAGACACUGUUAACGUUUCUGGUCAACUUCGGUUUGCUUUGAAGGCGGGGUUCUGUUUCAUUCAUGGUUCAUGCUUAGCGGAUGGAUUUCAAAAGGGAUGUUACGAAUGUGAUGUUCUUCGAAACACAUUUGAAUGGUCAUUUCGAGGAGAUGUGAAAGGCUGUAAAGUGGAGGAAGAGAAAUCAGAUUCGAAGCUGUGGAUUAUUGCAAUAUUUUUUGCCGUUUCUCUCCUAGUUGCUAUAACUUUACUGUUUCUUUAUGUAAAAAAGAAGAAGCAGAG
Molecule: messenger RNA, 1475 nt
Organism: Saccostrea cuccullata (small rock oyster)
Lineage: Eukaryota; Metazoa; Mollusca; Bivalvia; Ostreida; Ostreidae
Exons: 8
Source: RefSeq, a predicted model, not a curated record